AUGGCUGAAGAGUUGUGCAUAAAACAGCCUACACAUGAGUAUAUGUGCUACAUAUACCUAAAUAGCAGUUGCGUUGUUGCUGCGUAUGGUCCAUAUCCACAACUGACCCAUUCAUUACCAAGAAUUGUCCUACUAAUUGACAAGCUUUAUCACAUUCAUUUUGGUCGACAGGAUGAAAUUCAUAUCGACUAUUGUGUUGUCACUGUUGUCGGUGACAAUGAUGAUAUAUUUGACAACACACUAUACGACGACGUCUGUCAUCUUCCUAAAAACUAUAUCCCAGAGAAUGAACGGCCCAUUCUCACACCUCAGCAAAAACUGGAUAGAGUCGAAAAAAUAAUGAAGAAUAUGGGUAUGGAAAUUCCAACUGAUGUUGGAGACGGAUAUCCGCACAAGAUGAGCACCAAGGCAAAGGAAAGAAUACUAGAAACUAAACAAAAGGAGCGUAGAAUGAGCUCAUCUGAUAAAAAGAAUUUGAAGAUGCUGAAGCUAGGAAGAUUAUGGGUGUGUCGCAAGUUGGCUCUUGAACCUCUCGAAGAAAAAUCAAUCAGAGUUGUAUCUGAACCUACUCCAGAAUUAAAAUCCAUCUUGAAACCUGGAUCUACUUUUAAACCCCACGGCUCAAAACACGAUCAUUCUAAAAAACAUCAUCAGAAAUCAAGUCACGAUGCUGGUUCAAGGGAAGCUAAAGUGCACUUUGUACCAACAACUAAAAUUGCUAGAUAUUCAAGUGAAUCUAGUGUACUGCAAGAAUAUGAUAUUCAACUUCCUUCAUUACGUUCAAAGUUUAAUAGAUUCAAACGACAAAUGCUGAGGUUCAUUGGAUAUAAAAAGUCUACUUGA
This is a messenger RNA of Batrachochytrium dendrobatidis JAM81, 843 nucleotides long. RefSeq lists its product as uncharacterized. Bases 1 to 843 code for a protein of 280 amino acids. NCBI's taxonomy places the organism in Eukaryota, Fungi, Chytridiomycota, Chytridiomycetes, Rhizophydiales. The record is from RefSeq and is a predicted model, not a curated record. The transcript has 3 exons.